UAUCAUCGACAAGUUUAACAAAGAAAAUGUUCGUAGCCGACAAGAUCAGUGUCAGAAUUCAUUUUCUACAGUCUAUAGAGAAACAAAUUAUCUGUCUGAAUCUGAUGUCUCCAGAUUCAGAACACGAAAAACAAGUUGAAUCCAAUUCAUUAAAAAUGUAACACUUAUGUCAUCAAAUAUAUUUUAGUAAACAACUAGCAAUACUUUUAACAUGUUAGUAUCCAGUACAUUCGUUAUUUUUCGCGGUCGAGAUAGGUCGCAUUCUAUCUUGUCGGUUACGAACAUUUUCUUUGUUAAACUCGUCGAUUAUAUUUUUUUUAUUAUUAAUUGAUUUUACACCCAAUUUUCAAAUUAUUUUUGGAAUUAUUAAUUAAGGUUAGUAUCUCCAGGUGUUUUUACGUCAGGUGAUAUCUUAAUUAUGCCUCCAAAAAAAGGAGGAACAGGUGCAAAUAAACAAAGGCAACAUUUAUUUGAUUCACAACAAGGUCAAACAGCAGUACCUGAUGUUGGAGGAACAAUGGC
Rotaria sp. Silwood2 is the source of this 522-nucleotide messenger RNA. Lineage: Eukaryota; Metazoa; Rotifera; Eurotatoria; Philodinida; Philodinidae. The record is from the annotation of a GenBank genome assembly.